CAAUAAAUAUAUACUGUAACACAUGAUAUAAGCAAAACAAGAGUUAAUAUCAUAACUGCUCGUUCAGGAAUGGAGCCUAUCUAUUUUUUCGGUUGUAAUUCGACAAAAAAAUCUGCAUAUGCUUGUGCUGUAUACACUUUGUUUAUCAAAGUUGUAGCAAUUGCUGUACUAUAUAUCAUAGUAUUUCACACUGAAGAAGUAGAAAAACAAAUUAAUGAAAUUAAUGAUGGAACCAUUUUUAAAGUAACUAGAAACUUUUAUCUUGGUGCUAUCAUUCAUUGUUCCCUAUAUUUUGUUAAAGCGCUUCUUCUAAUAAUUGCCUUAAAAUUGGAAAGUCGUAAGUUGAUGAUUCCUUGGAUGAUUGGAACCAUUCAAGAUGCUUGUGUUAAACUCAAUUUUAUGUCUCUCUUCCUUAGAGAUGGAGGAACUGGGAGUGUGCCAUUAAUGUUGUUUGUUCUCUAUGGAAUGAGUUGUUUUGUUGCCAUUUUGGUCUAUGAAUUUUUGAGUGUCCUUUCCCAUUAUCAAUCCUUAAGAAAGAAAUCCCAUAAAAAUUAAUUAAAAAA
This is a messenger RNA of Centruroides sculpturatus (bark scorpion), 563 nucleotides long. RefSeq lists its product as uncharacterized. Bases 70 to 555 code for a protein of 161 amino acids. The record is from RefSeq and is a predicted model, not a curated record. The transcript is spliced from 6 exons. NCBI's taxonomy places the organism in Eukaryota, Metazoa, Arthropoda, Arachnida, Scorpiones, Buthidae.